Messenger RNA from Dromaius novaehollandiae (emu), 5396 nucleotides. It is a transcript of the gene GDPD1, whose product is annotated as glycerophosphodiester phosphodiesterase domain containing 1. Gene Ontology annotation, biological process: N-acylethanolamine metabolic process; glycerophospholipid catabolic process. NCBI's taxonomy places the organism in Eukaryota, Metazoa, Chordata, Aves, Casuariiformes, Dromaiidae. Gene Ontology annotation, molecular function: phosphoric diester hydrolase activity; phosphatidylcholine lysophospholipase A1 activity. The coding region runs from base 1546 to 2391 and encodes 281 amino acids. The transcript is spliced from 10 exons. Gene Ontology annotation, cellular component: endoplasmic reticulum membrane. The record is from RefSeq and is a predicted model, not a curated record.
CCCUCCAUAUACUUGCUCCAAGGCCUUACGGGUAGUCUGGUUGCUUCUCAUCAUAAUAGAAAGACAUUUCUGAAGUUUCUUUUACCUUUUCUAAAGCAUUGGGAGGAAGCAAAUGUGGCAAAUCUUACAUUUCCUAUUCUGUGCUGGUCAAGGUCAGUUCUUCCCUUUUCCCUGCUGCCCUAUUCAAUUUAUGAAGAUAUUGCCAAUCGGUCUUCCAGUAAAUAUCUUGCCAAAAAUGUUGAAGAUGUAUUGGAUCCACUGUUUAAACAGUUUUAAAUGUUUUGAUAACUUAUAAAACAGAUUAAGUUUCUUUAUAAUACAUAGCCUUAAGUAUAGCACAAAAUGCACCUUUUGAUUUGAAAUGUGUAUAUUAGCUGUUUCCUGGUCAAUAUUUUAAUUUACAAAUUUUUGCUAACUUUUUGUUUAUUAAUUUAAAAGCUUUUACAAACUUGCCAAUGAUUUUGUCAGAAUCUAGUAUGACCUCUUUAAUACUUGUUUGUUCUCGCUUUUUUGUAAUGGCAUUAGUUAAGAUUUAUAACCCUAAGUCUAGAAUGAGAGCUUUUAGGCUAUUGCACUAAGUACUAUUAAAAUAACAAAAAAAAGCCUUCCUGAAUGGGAUGAUUAUUCAUUAGGCAUUGCAAGACAAAGUCCACAGUCUUUGAAUUGCUCUUUGUUUGUGUAUAUACUGUGAAGCACCUCUAGGGUAGUAGUGCAACCCUUAAAUAACGUCUGGGUAGCCUUUUGCUCAUCAGGUACUAUGAGAUUGAAGAUCACUUACUUCUUACUCAUUGUAGUGUUUACUUUUAACUGUAAUUCCUGUGGGACUUAAGUUCUCAGACUUUAGUCCUACUGUAACUUUCCAUGCAGUGUCAGGUUUCCUAUUGCAUUACUGCUAUCAACUUCAGAGUUCAAGAUACCACUUGUUUGGCUUUCUCUUCUCUGAGAUGCAGCCUUGUAUGUGAAGUCUCCUAAAUCUGUGGAUUUUGGUUUUGCUUCCUUUUUUAAUGCAAGAGUUUUCUUCUCUCAGUUUAGAGCUCUUCUGUGGAAGCAUUCCUGAGUUAUUGCUUCACUUCUGCAUUGUUUUAAAAUUAUAAAUUGGUCAUUUCUGAGAUCAAUAAUUAAGUAUUGAUGUUCUGUGCUAGAAUCCUCUGUCUUUGCCAGCUGUAUGGACUGGAUUGCAGAGUCUUUUGAGAGAGGGUAGCAUUAUCAGACAUAGAGUAAGUGUAUGUAUCCAGCCUGUCUGUUGUUAAUAAGUUAUGCUUUCUAAUGGAAUUUAUCUCCAAGACUAUUGUAGAAUCACUGAAUAGUUGAGGUUGGAAGGGAUCGCUGGAGAUCAUCUAGUCCAGCCCAUCUGCUUAGAGCAGGUUGCUCAGGACCUUGUCCAGUUGAGUUUUGAAUAUUUCGGAGAACAAAGACUUUACAACCUCUGUAGGAAACCUGUUCCAGUGUUUGAUCACUCUCACAGUAAUUCUUUUUUAAUGUUUUAACUGAUUUUCCUGUAUUUCAAUCUGUGCCCAUUGCCUCAUGUCCUUUUGCUAGGUGCCAAUGAGAAGAGUCUGGCUUUGUCGUCUUUACCCCCUCUCCUCAGGUGCUGGAGAGAACCUGGAAAACACAAUGGCAGCCUUUCACCAUGCAGUUAAUAUAGGAACAGACAUGUUGGAGCUAGACUGUCAUCUCACAAAAGAUGAGCAAGUGGUUGUGUCCCAUGAUGAGAACCUGAAGAGAUCAACAGGAGUCGAUGUCAAUAUAUCGGACCUCAAAUAUUCUGAACUUCCUCCGUAUCUCUGCAAAUUGGAUGUCACAUUUCAGAAAGAAUGCCACUGUGAGGGUGAAGAUAACCGUAUUCCACUCCUGAAAGAGGUGUUUGAGGCAUUUCCGCAAACUCCUGUCAACAUUGACAUCAAAAUGAACAACAAUGUGUUGAUCAAAAAGGUUUCAGAGCUGGUGAGUCAGUAUAAGCGAGAGCACUUGACUGUUUGGGGGAAUGCCAAUUACGAGGUUGUAUCAAAGUGUCAUAAGGAGAAUGCUGACAUUCCCAUCAUCUUCUGUUUGCAACGCGUCCUCCUCCUUGUUGGGCUGUUCUACACUGGUCUGCUGCCAUUUAUUCCUUUCAAGGAAGAAUUUUUGGAAAUUCCAAUGCCUUCAAUCAUCCUCAAGCUGAAAGAACCACAAAAGAUGACAAGAAGCCAGAAAUUUAUUAUCUGGCUAGCUGACACAUUGCUAAUGCGUAAGGCACUUUUUGACCACCUCACUGCACGGGGCAUUCAGGUGUAUAUUUGGGUACUGAAUGAAGAACAAGAAUACAAGAGGGCAUUUGAUCUGGGAGCCACUGGAGUGAUGACAGACUAUCCAACAAAGCUUAAGGAGUUUUUACACAAUUAUCCAGUGUAAAGGAAAAAAGCAGGAAAGAUCUUGUAAAAUAGAAUAAGUGAGCCAAGGAUUUGCUUCAUCAAAAACAUUCUCAGCAAUGUACCCAUAAGUCAUUUUGAUGAGAGAGAUAAUUGGAUGGUCUGUUGCCUUGUUGUCAAGUUGCUAUAUAAUGUAAAAAUUGUCUAUUUAUUUUAAAAUAUUAAUUGCAUAGUUUACAUUUGUAAAUAGUUCAUUUAGCACAGGUGCACUUCACUAAUAGUGAUGACUAGGAAGAAAGUUUUUGGAUAGGAUACCUGUAGAUCAUAAGCAUUAUUUUACCUGUCACAUGUCCCUAAGCAGACAUCAAGACGUGACAAUUAUUCCAAUUGCUUUCUAGUGGGCAAAAACUAAAGAAUUUCUGAAAUUGUAGCCUGUGUGUAUUGCUUGUGUUGCUUUUAGUUUUCAGAUAACUCAUAGGACAAAAAGAAAAACAACACACAGGAGAAAUAGGAAGCAGAAUAUGUGGUUAUCCAGAUAGUUUAGCCUGCAAAGGGUAGUCAGUAAAGGUAGUCACUCUUUUACCAAAAUUAACUCACUUGGUCAGUAUAGAUUUACUCAAUUCUUUCUGAUAAGAAUGUUAAGUUUGAGUUGUGAUUGUAUUUGGUCCCCUUUUUGAUGUGAUGGUAAUACUGUAACUUACUGGUCAAGGUGUAGAUUAAGCAUUUAAGCUGGAUUCUGGAGUCACCUGCUGUGAGUUCUGGGCACCUCUACCAGAGUCUAGGUUUGCCCCUGGUUCUUCCCUGACCAGCUGCGCUACCAAGGCAUGGCAGCAGCUACUUUCCCAGAAGGAAGAUUACACUUUCUAUAGACUCUUUGAAAUAGUCUUUUCACAAGGGAAACCUAUGUUUUAGAAGUGUCUUUUGCACUUUUGUUGUCCUAACAUCCAUUGGCUUGAUGGAUGGGAAGUUGUUUUUAGGGUGAGGGACCAAGACUACUUUUAAGUUUGGUCAGGAGAUUCAGGAACGACUUAGAAGGUUCCUAGGAAAGUAACUUACCCAAAGCAGAUUUAUACAUAUACUUGUCAGAGGAGCAGGUGUCAAUCCAGGAUCUAUGUAAAUUUAUGGUAUUUUUCUCUCCACAAGAGUCCAUUCAAUAUUUGUGAAGUUUUUGUACAUGGACACGGAAAUAACUUUAUUCGCAAAAGUCAGGAAACCCCAAGUGUGACAGAACGAGGGUAGAUAGGAAUGCAUUUCUGCACGCUUACAUACCCUUCCGUCAUUGUGCAUGGGCAUUACGUACACAUCAAACAGAUUUGAGCCUGCAAUGCCGUUGUUUUUUGGUGCUGCUAUGUUAGUGUUAGGAUUUUUCAGAAAGAACUUGAUUAUUUUAGUCUAAUAACCUAUAUAAAGCUCAGUCAUUUAAUCAUCAGAUAUUGCUGGAACAAAGCUAUUGUUCAGUGAUGUCGUUAACUUAUUUUAAGACACUUCUAUGUAGAAGAAGUAGAACGAACUACUGCAUUUAUGGUUUAAGUGAACACACGGUGAUGGAGGCAAAUGAGUUAAUGGUGUACUUUUAAAUAUGUGUCUGAUUAUAAAUAGACAUAAAUUCAAUUUCCUCUUAAUUUAAUCAGGCUUGUUGCAUAUUGAACGGAAGAGAGGAAAAUGCAACUUCCUGACUGUUCAUAGGAAAAAAGAUGCAAUGAUUUAUUACAUACUAAGCUUCUUGUUUCCCCUUCAGACCAUUACGCUCUAGUCAGAUAACUGCUAAUAACCAGUCUAGUGACAGUCUUGCCUGUUUUCUAAUAGUCAGAGAAUAGUUAUAGAAUAGGCUCCAUAUGUAGCUCAGUAGGUAAAAGAAAAAAUUCUACCCUUUCUGUCUUAAUUUGGUUACUAUCCAGUGUCUCGCUCCAGAUAGUAAGUUUCUGUGUGAUUUGGAUUUUUUUCUGCUCAGUGUCAUUGCUAUCAGAUAUUCAAUGCACAUACUUUCAUUAAGAUGAAAACAUAAUUCUAAUUUUAGAGAAUACUACCAAAUGAUACUCACACUUUAAAAAUAAAACUGCUGUUUAAGAUGGGAAAACCUAAGUUGGACACUCUUGAUUUCUGAACUUGAGCUCUCAAGGGACAAGUUGGUUUCUUUCGAGUUUCCUUCAUCACUGCAUAAAUAAACUAUUUUGCUAUAUUCACUAUUGAAUCACAGAGCAUGGUUAUUAAUGACAAAUUUUUUUCAUCUUUUCAUUUUAAUCUUUUUUUAUAGCAGUGGGGGUGGAAACUUCUGCCUUCAAAGAUGCUCAGCACAUUCUUUGAUCACUAGUCUUCUUACAUGUGAUGUAGCUUUUGACUACCCUGUUUGUAUUUAGUCUCUCUCUCUUUGAUAAAUCUACUACUUGACUUACUCAAAUUUCAGAUAGUAAGUUACAUGUGAGGGAAGGGUUCAGAGCUGGAAAAACUACUGUAUUUGCUCCUAUUCACCCAUUUGGACUUUAGCAUGAGAACUAAAGUUUGAUCUCUUAACAGAGACAGAAUGUUGUAUGGAUGAGGCCAUGAAUCUGGAGCACCGUUGCAUAGAGCUUAGGCCUUGAUAAUUGUUUGUAAUAAAAUAAUAUGGAGCUGAGAUUACUGUACAGACACAUAAGAAUGUUCUAUCAACUCAUUGUUGAUAUUCCAGAACUUGCUGUGUGACUUUUUAUUUUAUUUUUUUUACCACUUGUACAGAAAAGCAUUUGUUGUGAUCUUGCACAGCUGUCCAGGAGGAUGUUUGGAGUUAGUCUGUCUCUCCAAGGAGAGAUUUUUUUUCAGGUAUUUUUAAUUCUAAAUAUUGUUUAAAACUUACUGUGUUCUCAAUCCUGUUGCAAAGUACGUUAUGUUUGAAGGAUGAUGCAUGUAUUCUAGGCACUUCUAAUUUGUGGAAAGUCUUGUGGACCUCUCUAGCUUCAAAUCUAUGAAGUGAUUUCUCUUUUCUUGUAAAGAAAGAUUGAUGCUCUUGAAAUGUGACACAUUAAAACAUCUUUGCUCAUAAAAGAUCUAAAAUUAAAUACUCAUUCAUUGAAA